Lepus europaeus (European hare) is the source of this 1319-nucleotide messenger RNA. RefSeq names its product F-box protein 48 (gene FBXO48). Gene Ontology annotation, biological process: SCF-dependent proteasomal ubiquitin-dependent protein catabolic process. Gene Ontology annotation, molecular function: protein binding. The record is from RefSeq and is a predicted model, not a curated record. The transcript has 4 exons. NCBI's taxonomy places the organism in Eukaryota, Metazoa, Chordata, Mammalia, Lagomorpha, Leporidae. Gene Ontology annotation, cellular component: SCF ubiquitin ligase complex. Bases 754 to 1221 code for a protein of 155 amino acids.
UCUUCUCUUCCAGGUGGCGAAGGUGCCGGCACGCUCAGGGGCGCGGUCCGGAUGCAAGCCCAGCCUUCUUUUAGCGGCCUGGAGCCGCGGUGACAGGACUGACGGUGUCUCUUGUCAGUGCCUGGUGUUCUUAGGACUCGGGCAGCUGCUGCAGCCUUGUGGGGCACACAGGGAGGGUGGCUCAGAUGGGACGUGGGGUCAUUCCCCCCGCCCCGACCUGCAGGGUCCAGGUGGAGUGGGGUCCGCUGAGAGCCAGUCUGAGCCGAGCGGCACCCACCCCUCCGAAUGCGCUGCCUCCGACCCAUCCCUCCGAGUGACAAGGAGAGGGGAACGAGCUCUCUCUUAACUGGAGAGUUUGCUUUCUUACUUCCCCCUGUCCCUGGAGAGGAAGUCCUCUGUCGAACAAAGACUCCUCCCUUUCAACCACCGCGGCUAAUAUGGAUCGUAAACAGCCUGCUGAAUGAGAGCCGCGAUGAUCUUGGCACGUCCUGAAACAUAUGCCUGAGUAGCGCAUCUGGGUUGUUACUCGUUGAGUUAAAAGAAGCAUUUAGCCGUAUCUCAAACUCCUCCUCCGUGUCACCACCUCCCAGCGUGGAAGGAAGUGCCAAAAGGAAUCAACUGGUUGUGAGUAGAGGAACUGACUGCUGAGGAGUGUCCCGGGAGGGGUGAUGCACCUAGUCUGCUUUCAGCUGAUUUCAGAAGCCUGCAUCCGGAGCCUUGGGUUGCCCAUGAGGAUAACUAAAACAUCAAGCUAUGCAGAAAAAUUCUAAGAGGAACAAUAAUUCAAGAGCUCCUGCCCUAGAAGUGAACUCUGUGGAUACUGAGACGGAAAGAAACAAGAGUCAAAAUAACUUUGUUGAACUGCUGCCUCUAGAAGUCACGUUUAAAAUUUUCAGUCAGCUAGACAUUCGGAGUUUGUGCAGGGCGUCAGUGACGUGCAGGAGCUGGAAUUAUGCAAUAAGAAACAGUGACUCCUUAUGGAAACCUCACUGCUUGACUGUAAGAACAGUGUGCCAGAGAGAAAUAGAUGGCGACCUGGAACGCGGCUAUUCCUGGCGGGUAAUACUACUAAGGAAUUACCAGAAGAGUAAAGUGAAACAUGAAUGGCUAAGUGGCAGAUACAGCAACAUAAGUUCUCCAGUUAGCCUUCCAGAGAAAAUCAUGUACCCCAUGGAUGCAGAUACAUGGGGGGAGAUUCUAGAAGCAGAGCUGGAAAGAUAACCAGAAAAAUCAGAAACAGAUCUCCUAACCUGGAGAGUUUAAAACUAAAAUGACUCUUAGAUUGUUGCAAAAGGUAUAUCUUAAACUGCCCAUUUUCU